AUGAGCGACCGACAAAUGCCGAGCAUAUUCCACGAGUGCGAUGAGCUGAAACAGGUGUACGACAAGUGCUUCAGCGAGUUCUUCCAGAAAUUCAUCACGCCCAAUUAUCGCCACCAAUACGCCGUCAAUCCGUGCGAGCGGCUACACGAGGCCUACAACGAUUGUGUCAAAGAGCGGCUCGAGAAGACGAAAAUCUACGAUAUCGAUUUGGACGAGUUGCGCAAAGAAGUGAUCGGUUCCGAGGAGGACAAACUGAAGCACCAACAACAACAACAGCACAAGAAA
Mesorhabditis belari is the source of this 285-nucleotide messenger RNA. The record is from the annotation of a GenBank genome assembly. NCBI's taxonomy places the organism in Eukaryota, Metazoa, Nematoda, Chromadorea, Rhabditida, Rhabditidae.